CGACUCAGACAAAACUAGUUAGAGUUCCCUCAAGGUUAAUGGUGAUAACCUCCAGGACCAGGAUGUUGUUGUAACAGAGAAUGUCAACCUACCUUAUUAAAUACAGUGGAAGGAGCUGAGAUAUGUUAGGGGGUUGAAUAAAGCCAUUUUCUACUUGGACUGAAGUGACUAUUUCUGGUCAUGCUUCUCACUACUAUCUGGGGAUUAGUUGUAAUUUUGUUGGCUCCCUCUCCCCUGUUUUUACCUUUCCUAAACCCCUCUCUCCCUCCAGGAGGAGCAGAACACUGUUCCUCUGUCCACGCUCUUCAAUGUGGUCGACACAUUGCUUCGAGGAUGCCAAAGAUCGCUACAAACAGGCGGUGACUCUGCUGGGUAAUCGGGAGAUGGAGGAGAAGAGGAGCAUCGCAGCGGUGCAGCUGCCCAUCUACCUCACCCUGUCCCUGACCCAGCUCCGUCUGGACAGGCCCCUGAAAGCCCUGGAGUACGGCCACAAGGCCAUGGAGAUCGACCCCACCAACACCAAGGCCCUCUUCCACUGUGGUCAGGCCUAUUUGGAGUUGUUUGACUAUGAGAAAGCCCAGGAUUACCACAGGAUGUCUCAGGCCAACAAACCAUUCGACAUCGACAUCAACAAUCUCCUGAGGAAGCUUGCCAUAUGCUACAAGGACUAUUUGGACAAAGAGAAAGAAAUGUGCUUCAAGAUGUGUGCAGACUUUGUGAAGAAGUGAUGGUAAGGCUAUACAAAGUUGAGGCAAGCGAAUAAAAUAUAUACUGAACAAAAAUAUAAACGCAACAUGAAACAAUUUCAAUGUUUUUACUGAGUUACAGUUCAUAGAAGGAAAUAAGUCCAUUGAUAUAAAUUCAUUAUUCUCUAAUCUAUGGAUUUCACAUGACUGGGCAGGGGUGCAGGCAUGGGUGGGCCUUGAAGGGCAUAGGCCCACCCACUGGGGAGCAAGGCCCAGCCAAUCAGAAUGAUUUCCCCCCCAGAAAAGGGCUUUAUUAAAGACAGAAAUAAUCCUCAUGCUGUUUAAUCAGCUUCUUGAUAUGCCACACCUGUCAGGUAGAUGGAUUAUCUUGGCAAAGGAGAAAUGUUCACUAACAGAAACUGGAUAUAUUUUGAGAGAAAUAAGCUUUUUAUGCGUAUGCAGCAUAUCUGGGAUUUUUUUUAUUUCAGCUCAUGAAACAUGGGACCAACACUUUACAUGUUGCAUUGAUAUUUUUCUUCAGUGUAUAAAGAAAUACAAUUUGAACCCCUUAUAAAAAUACUGACCAGCCUUACAACCAGUGGGGUAGUGGAGGGUAUAUGCCACAUAGCCACUUAUUUUUCGUUGAGAAUUGCGUAUAUUGACUUCUUAAUCCCCAUGAUGCGUCUUAAAGUAGUGUAGUAGAGGUAUACGCCAUAUCAUUUAAUAAGGCUGAUGGAACAGAUCAGAAUGUUUAGUUUAAACUGUUGAUAAACUAAUAUUUCUUCACAUUUUAGACAUAACAAUGUGCACACUGCAGUAGGCCUAUGCCUGAAUGUUCCAAAAUGCAAAUUGCAGUAAAACACCUUUCUAGAAUGUGCACCGCACAUGCGAGCGGUUUCAUGGACAGAGAUGGAAAUAUCUGUUAGAAAUGUAGAAAGAGGGGAGAUCUAAACAUGCAACAACUAUCAUGGGUUGAUAAUAUGACUAGGAUAAUUUGUAUUUUGCUGCUAGACAAUGAAAGAAAGAAAACUAAUAGAAAAGGAGAAAGCAAAUGAGGAAGUCCCACCAUAGAAACGUGGAGGAAAUUGUUUUACAAAAAACAAUUUCCUCCACGUUUCUAUGGUGGGAUUUUGGCUAUAGGCUACUUUGAAGCAAGAUAAGACAUGCCUCAUAAUAUGAAGUAAAACGUCCAAGUUUCAAGCAAUUAAGGAACAGGAAAAAUAUAGCGACGUUAAUGAUAGGCCUAACUGUACUCUGGUAGAUGGAAAGGCUUUCCCAAUAACCUUCUCAAUUAAAUGUUAACCUGUUUGGGCUAGGGGGCAGUAUUGAGAAUUUUGGAAAAAAUAUGUGCCCAUUUUUAACUGCCUCCUACACCAACUCAGAAGCUAGAAUAUGCAUAUUAUUGUUCACCCUAAAGUUUCUAAAACUGUUUG
Messenger RNA from Salmo salar (Atlantic salmon), 2119 nucleotides. The record is from RefSeq and is a predicted model, not a curated record. NCBI's taxonomy places the organism in Eukaryota, Metazoa, Chordata, Actinopteri, Salmoniformes, Salmonidae.